AUGGAGAUCACAAACACAUCAGGAGAAGAGUUGGAAGACUCAUCAGACAAAAAACCAGAGGACAACUCUGGUGACUCCGGAGCAUCAAGCGUCGAAGUGGAGGACCCAUAUGAGGGACCUCAAUACUCACACAACUCAGAGGGUGAGGAAGUUAACAUUGGGACCAUAAGGAUGGUGAGGUGCAAUAGUGGUAGCGCCAAUGGUAGCCUCCAUAAGUCCAUAGGCUGGAGGAGUGCAGGUUCAAGUCCUGCCAUCACCCCAACACCCUUCUUCCCUCUUUCUCCACUACCUCUUGGGAUCAUGGGGCGUGAUAGUGGUAGCGCCAGGAGGGCCAUCACCCAACUCACUUCCUUCUCACUUUCUCCACUACCUCUUAGAGGGACGAGGCGUGAUAGUGGUAACGCCAGGCUGCCAUCACCACAAAACUUUCAUUUCUCUCCACUACCUCUUCAACCGACGGCCCCUCCACCGCAUGUCUUUAUUGAACACAUGAGCUGGAAGCCACUUAACACCCUCGGCUGCCAUCCUAAACACUGA
This is a messenger RNA of Cantharellus anzutake, 537 nucleotides long. RefSeq lists its product as uncharacterized. The record is from RefSeq and is a predicted model, not a curated record. Bases 1 to 537 code for a protein of 178 amino acids. NCBI's taxonomy places the organism in Eukaryota, Fungi, Basidiomycota, Agaricomycetes, Cantharellales, Hydnaceae. The transcript has a single exon.